UCAAAAUUUUAGACACAAAAAUUGACCAAGCUUCACAACGAAUGCCUUUAAAUGGGACAUUCAUUAUGGGUCAAGAACAAGAUCUCCUGGGUGGAGGUUUUAAUGCUCAAGAAAGCUUCCGAGGGAAAAUCGCUCUCCUUAACAUCUGGAAUUACACCAUUGACCAACAGAAGAUCAUGGAAAUGAGCGAAUGUCGUUCGAUUGGGAACGGGAAUAUGUUUUCUCUUCAGAAGAACGCCGUAAAAAAGUUUAAUGUCUCAGAAAACCACGUCUCGAUGACGGAGUUCUGCGCCGACGAAGACGACUACUGGUUGCUAGACGGUCCGAACACCUUUCAGGAGUCGGUACGUUUGUGCCGCGCUUUUGGGGGUUCCUUGCACGCACCAAAUACCAAAGAAGCUGUGACCAAACUCUACGAUUACAUAACCGAUCCAAAUUGCGUCUGCAAAUUCAUCACUAAUGUUAUUGUCGGCAUUACUGAUGAGAAAGAAGAAGGAAAUUGGAGCACGAUUGCAAGUGGAGAGACCAUGAAAGAAAACUUUUUUCUGGUUGGUGAACCGAAUGGCGGUCGAGGUGAAAACUGCGCCGUCAUGUCCAGGAAAGUGCCUGCUUUUAUAGAUUACAAUUGCGAAGAAAUUUGGCCGUAUUGCGCUCCAUGUGUGACGUAUCGACCUCUAAGAAUUCGUGGCUUGUGCUUCAACUCUGAAGCGGAGACUUUCAUGGAUCUGAAAGGAUAUGUUAAUGAAUCCAUUUUUAUCCGUGGAUACUAUGGAAUCAACAUCCACAACAUGCUAGGUACGAGCGAAUGGCACAUUUUCGAUUCCAAUUUGCAGAAAGUUAUUGCAGAAAUACAUCUUUCAUCCGACGAAAAUUAUCCCAUCGGUAGGAAGAUGUGGACGUUAAAAUCAAAAACUUGUAACCACCGCGAGGGUUCACUUGUUCCGUUAGUUAUCAGUCCAUGCAACCGAGAAGAAUACGCGUGCAAGAAUGCAGACUGUAUCCCUCGUAGCCAGCUGUGUGACGGUGUUUCCGACUGUGUAGACUUAUCCGACGAAAACAGUUGCAACAUUCUUGGAGUACCUGAAGGCUACAAAAUUAUUCGCCCGCCCGAAAAAGAAUUCGGUAAUACUGGUCCAAUUUCCAUGUCUGUUCAUGUCGAUGUGUUGCGGUUCCUGGAAGUGGACGACAUCCGGAACUUGAUAAACUUGGAGGCCAAAAUUGAAAUGAAAUGGCGGGACCGACGUCUCACGUAUUACAAUUUAGGCGACAAGAUUGAAGACAACGAGUUGCCGAUAAGUGACUUGGAUCGGAUUUGGACGCCAACGCUCGUUUUUCCUUCAGUCUAU
This is a messenger RNA of Hyalella azteca, 1346 nucleotides long. RefSeq lists its product as uncharacterized. The record is from RefSeq and is a predicted model, not a curated record. NCBI's taxonomy places the organism in Eukaryota, Metazoa, Arthropoda, Malacostraca, Amphipoda, Hyalellidae. Gene Ontology annotation, molecular function: extracellular ligand-gated monoatomic ion channel activity; protein binding. Gene Ontology annotation, biological process: monoatomic ion transport. The transcript has a single exon. The annotation marks the transcript as partial. Gene Ontology annotation, cellular component: membrane.